AUGUUUGCAUCCUCAGAAGUUAAGGAGGAACGUACACCUCGAUAUGGAGGAGGACCGCACGGGUUGGGAGAUCCUGAUAGCUAUAAAUUAAGAAAAAUUGAACAAAAUGUAGUAAUACCAAAAAUUGUACGAGAACGAGCAAAAUAUGAAAAAUGUUCUGAAGAAAAUAAAGUUUUUGGAGAUUGUUGCUUGAAUACUGGAUUCUGGAUGUUUUAUAAAUGCAGAAAAGAAGUAAAAGGACUAAAUGAUUGUAUGGCUAAGUGGUUUGUCAAUGAAGAUUUUAUUAAAGAAUGUCGAGAUCAAUAUUUACAAGAACGAAGACAAUACAGACUAACAGGAAUUAAAAAAAAUGCAGAAGUACAGAAGAUGAAAAGUUAA
Messenger RNA from Macrosiphum euphorbiae (potato aphid), 378 nucleotides. The record is from the annotation of a GenBank genome assembly. Lineage: Eukaryota; Metazoa; Arthropoda; Insecta; Hemiptera; Aphididae.